Molecule: messenger RNA, 2972 nt
Organism: Rhagoletis pomonella (apple maggot)
Lineage: Eukaryota; Metazoa; Arthropoda; Insecta; Diptera; Tephritidae
Product: ubiquitin carboxyl-terminal hydrolase MINDY-3 homolog
Exons: 8
Coding region: 163-1638 (491 amino acids)
Biological process (GO): protein K48-linked deubiquitination
Molecular function (GO): cysteine-type deubiquitinase activity; calcium ion binding; K48-linked deubiquitinase activity
Source: RefSeq, a predicted model, not a curated record
CCUGUAAUGUGGCAGCACUGCGUUGCACCAAGGCAAUCUAAUUUUGUGUCAAAUUUGGAGUGCAUUUAAUAAAAAGUGUUGAUUUUUUUUAUAAAUAAACAUAAAUUGAAAUGGUGUAAAUAGGACGAGAAGAAGUUGCAUUUGUACCUAAAUAAGUGUCAGAUGCCUUCCAGUGAACCACAAUCGAUAAGAAUGGAGAGCGAAAAAGCAUGCAAUGAUGUCAGUAAAGAUCGGCCGGGAUCGAAUCAAGCCGCUGCAUCGUAUAAUGCCGCACAAGAGCUACAAGAGAUUCGCAAAUUGCUGUGGGGUUCGACCAUACGAGUAGAUGUGUUUCGUCGUUGGUCCCAAGGCUUUGAAUUUAGUGAUACUGAACCGUCUGCUUUGGUGCAGAAAGAGGGUGGACCAUGUGCUGUGAUAGCGCCCGUACAGGCAAACCUGUUGAAAAUUCUUAUAAUGGACACGCCAGGUCAUUUCCUUAAAGAUCUAACUGAGGAUAAAUGUCGACGCCUAUUAAUUCAGGCGAUAUGCGCUAUCCUAAGUAAGUGUUCCGCACAACGCUACAGAAUUGUCACGCUGCCACUGGAGACAUGUGCCGAGGCCAAAGAAGUAAAUGCUGCAAGCGACAUUCCAGAUGUGAAGCUCAGUGCUGCUGCUUUGGAAGAGGCUGUGACCCAAACUGCUGAUGCUAGCAUACCGUCGGCAACAUCGGUGCGUAUAGCAGAAGCUCGUGAAGUCUCUUCGGAUGCAUAUCAUGAGGGUCUGCACGUGCUGAACUUCGAGUCGAUUGAAGAAGUGGAGAAAUAUUAUUCGGAACACUGGCAGGUGCUCUCUGGCCAAUAUGGCUUACUGCUCUUCCUCUAUUCAGUGCUGCUCACUAAGAAUAUUGAAAAUGUUAUUUCGGAAUUGUCUGACACAUCUGAACCCCUGAUACACAACACCUAUGGAUAUGGUUCACAAGCGCUUAUCAACCUAAUGCUGACUGGACGUGCCGUAGCACAUGUCUGGGAUAAUGAUCAGGAUGUUGGCGGUUUGAAAUUGCGCGGCAUCAACGAGCAAAGCGAUAUUGGAUUUAUAACAUUAAUGGAGCAAAUGCGAUAUUGUACUGUGGGUUCAUUCUUUAAAAAUCCGAAAAAUCCUGUUUGGGUGAUGGGUUCUGAGACUCAUUUGACAGUUCUAUUCAGCAAUGAGAAGCGACUGGUGUCACCGGAGACGCCGUCUGAGUUGGCAAGACGAGUUUUCAAGUCGUACGAUCCAGAAGGCAAUAAUUUUAUACCAGCUGACGUCUUGCAAGAUGUCUUAGCCGCACUGGACUUGGUUAAUGAGCCUGAAUACGUGGAAAUCAUGCAAAAGCGACUCGAUCCUGAAGGGUUACACAUUAUUCUUCUAAAUGCAUUUAUGGAUGAAUUCUUCCCACAGGAAAAACGAUCAACCCCUGACACAUUCGACUUAAUGCACUACAACGGAAUACCAGGUUCAAAUGAGGGCAACAAGGUACGUUACUGUAAGGGGUCAGCUAUAUUACUUGAAAGUGAUCUAAAAUCUGUGUGCAUCUCAAAUCCGAUGCUCACUUGCUUGCAAACGAAGUGGCCAAAUAUUGAAAUUAAUUGGCAUGAUAUGCGGAUACCAUCGUUGAAUUGACGAUACAUAGUUAUAAGCCAACUUUGUAUGCAGUAGUGCAUAAAACACAAAAGUCGAAUCGCUAAUUUAAAGCAAAUAUGAUAUUGAUAUUCAGUUCCGCAAUUUACCAUCUCUAAUCCAUAGAAAAGCAGAGCAAUAGAUACGCUACAGCUAAUAUGGCACUAAAUUUGAAGUACUGCAAUUUUGAAAGACACAUCCAUAGCAGUAAACAGAAUAGCAUAUUUUUAAAAGCAAAACGAAAACUGUUUUUUGUUAUACAUACUAUAUUAUAUUUAACAUAUUUUUUCAGCACCUCUAAUGCUUUUUUAUCUCUAAUUCCUAUAUACUUUACUAAAAAAAUAUAUAUUUGCAAGGAAAAAUAUGAAAAAUAUAUUAUUGUUCCAGUAUACAUACAUACAAACAAACAUAAAUGCAAUAGAUUAGCGAUAUUUUAGGAACAGGUUUGUUGUUCUCGCAAUAAACUAAACACAUAGAAAACAAGGAGCAUACAAGCAAGCUUAUGCAUUCUAAAACAAUGAGAACAAAUACAUAAAUAUAAAUGUUACGCAAAGGCAAAACAAAUUAAUAGUUAAUACAUUUAACAGAAGUUUUAUUCGAUUAACUCUUAAACCACUAAUUGUAGUUCAUUAAAAUAAAUAACUACCAGUACACAACAAAGGAAAAGAUGCCUAAAUCACGCAUAUUAGCGUUUCAUGUUGAAAUAGGCACAAAACGAAAUCUUUUGAAAAUAAUAACAUACAAAUAUAGAAGGCAGCAUAGAAAAUUUCAAUAGAGGAAUGCAACACAUUAAAAACAAAAAACCAAAAGGAUUUUAUUGUCUUGCAAUUUUUCAAAAAAUACUCGAACGUUUGAAUCUAAAAUUUUCGAAACCCCGAUUGCCACAAAAGUUUACGCAAUAUCUAUUUAUACAUAUGUAGUAUUAUUUAUGAAGCUUCUUAUUCAGUUACUUAUUUAUGCAUGCAUGUCCCUUGUAUUAAAUUCCUCCAAUUUGACUUUUUAUUUAAUCGGUCAAUUUCUUAUACUAAAAAUAGAUUUUUCAGCGGUUAAAUUCCUUUUAUGGCCUUUAUAAUGCAAGUCGUCGAUAAACUGGUCGAUUUCGUUUUGCAUUCGUAACUAUAAAAUAAUAUAACUAUGUAUUGGUAUACAAUUUAAAAACAUUUACCCAAAUUAAAUAGAUGAACAUUUUGAAAAGUGUACGACAUAAAAGGUUUGCACAGUGAACAAAUAUCCAUUUAAUAAAACAAUUUGAACCAAGAAUGUUGUGCAUAUUAUCUAAGUCUUAAUUAAAUACAUGAAAAGUAAUAUAGAAAAUAAUAAAAAACACACACAUGAAA